CCCAAGUCAAGUCACAAGUUGCUUUGUGAACGUAAAAAGUUUAAACGAGAAAAUAAUUAAAUACUUAAUUGUGCAUAAUGUGAAAAUUGUAUAUAAGAAUAUUCAGAUUAAGUGUAAACAAUGGAGACUACCCCGCUGUUAGCGCGGCCAAAACCUAAAUCAAUAUGGUCAAGGUUGAACUUUUUGAGGUUUCGUAAACGGGAGCUAUGCUCGAGAGUUAUACAUUUGGGACAGUUACCUGAAGAGGCAUAUCCGCCCAAUUAUGUGUGCAAUCAGAAAUACAACAUCAUCACAUUCCUGCCAAUAGUUCUGUUUGAACAAUUCCGGUUUUUCCUCAACCUAUACUUCUUAGUGAUGGCUCUUACACAGUUUAUACCCAGCAUAAGGAUUGGAUACUUGUACACUUACUGGGGCCCACUGUGUUUUGUGUUGGCUGUGACUUUGUUUCGAGAAGCUAUUGAUGACUUCAGAAGAUACAGGAGAGAUAGAGAAGUAAAUCGGCAGUGUUAUGACAGAAUAUCAAUGGACUACACACCCAUUGAGGGUUACCGUCCAUUCAUCACUGAACAAGUGCCUGCAUCCAAACUGAGAGUCGGUGACAUAGUGAUGCUGCACAAAGGGCAGAGGGUCCCUGCUGAUAUGAUCCUGUUGAGGACAAAUGAGACUAUGGGAACAGUGUUCAUUCGCACUGAUCAGUUGGAUGGAGAGAUUGAUUGGAAGUUAAGAAUACCACUUCCAUCAACUCAAAAGUUGCCUACAGAUGCUCAUCUGUUAGACAUAAACGCUAAGUUGUUUGUGGAGAAACCUGAGAAAGACAUACAUUCCUUCAUUGGUACAUGCACAAGGCUGGACGAGGAGGAAAGUGACUCUUUGGACAUUGAGAAUACUUUGUGGAGCGGGUGCGUGGUUGCCAGCGGUCAAGUGACCGGCUUGGUUAUUUAUACAGGCAGUGAGACUCGCAGUGUAAUGAAUAACGCGACCCCGAGGUCCAAAGUAGGUCGCCUCGACCUGCGCAUCAAUGAUUUCACGAAAGUUCUGUUCGGAGCCACUCUGUUCCUGUCGCUGCUGCUCAUCGUGCUCAAGGGCUUCGACGGGCCGUGGUUUGCGUUCCUCAUCAGAUUCGUGCUGCUGUUCUCGUAUAUCGUACCCAUCAGCUUGCGGGUAAAUCUGGAAAUGGGCAAGGUGUUUUACUCGUGGACUAUUCAGCGAGACAAGAAGAUUGAGGGCACCGUCAUGAGGUCAACCACCAUACCCGAGGAGUUGGGUCGGAUACAGUACUUGCUGGCAGACAAGACGGGCACUUUGACCAAGAACGAGAUGGUCUUUCAGAAAUUGCAUUUGGGGAACGCGCUUUUUGACAAUAAUAUAUUUCAUGAGGUAGAAGCACUACUAACGCAGCACAUUACCAAUGAGGAGCCAUCUUUGCCCACGUCGCCUGCCACCGAGGGCGCUGUGCUAGCGCCCACGCCCCGACAGGUGUGGGAAGCUGUACUGGCGCUCGCGCUCUGCCACAACGUCACUCCUGUCUACGACAUAGACGACCAGAGAGCUGACGAGGCUCAGUCAGAUAUGGGCAGUUCAGUGAUGUCGGAGAGCUGCGGUGGCGCGGUGCCGCAACAACAGCUGUGCGACUACCAAGCUUCUAGCCCGGACGAGGUGGCCUUGGUCAAAUGGACAGAUAUGAUGGGCGUGUCGCUGUACAAUCGCGAUCUGCACAACAUAUCGCUGAAGCUGCGCGCCGCCAACGAGAUCGUGCAGUUCAACAUCCUGCAGAUAUUCCCCUUCACCAGCGAGAGCAAGAUGAUGGGCAUCAUUGUGCAGGAAGAAAACAGUCAAGCGAUAACUUAUUACGUGAAAGGCGCCGACGUGGCACUGUCCAAACUGCUGAACUCUUCGUGGCUCUCGUCGGAAUGCAAGCUCCUCGCGGCAGAUGGGCUGAGGACUCUGGUGGUUGCUAAGAAGACGAUGACGAAAAACGAGUAUUUAGAAUUUGAGAGCGAGUACAAAGAAGCGCGGAUGAGCGUGACCGGUCGCACGGAGCGCACGGCGGCGUGCGUCGCGCGGCUGCAGCGCGGCCUCACGCUGUUAGCGCUCACGGGCGUGGAGGACCGCCUCGCGGACGACGUGCCCGCCACGCUGGGACUGUUGCGCGCUGCGGGUAUCAAGAUAUGGAUGCUGACGGGCGACAAGCUCGAGACGGCGCUGUGUAUCGCGCGCUCGCUGCAGCUGGGCGGCGGGCGGCGCUGGCUGGCCGCGCCCGAGUGCCGCACGCGCCGCGACGCCUACGCGCUGCUCAACGAGCUGGCCAACAACACGGACUCCAUCGACCUCAUCAUCGAAGGGGAAACACUGGAGGUGUGCCUCCGAUCAUACCAAGAGGAAUUCGUGGAGCUCCUGCGCAACUGCUCGGGCGUAGUAGUAGCGCGAUGCUCGCCGACUCAGAAGGCGAGGGUCGCGCGGUUGCUGCGCGCGCGAGACCUCGUCGUUGCGGCGGUGGGGGACGGGGGGAACGACGUCGCCAUGAUACAGGAGGCUGAUAUGGGCGUAGGUAUCGAGGGAGCGGAGGGUCGCGCGGCGUCUCUGGCGGGCGACGUGAGCGUGCGCGAGUUCUCGUGCCUCGCGCGCCUGCUGCUGCUGCACGGACGACGCUCGCUCAUGCGCUCCGCGGCGCUGUGUCUCUUCAUCGUGCACCGAGGCCUCAUCGUGUCUACUAUGCAGGCUGUGUUCUCCGUGGUUUUCUAUUUCUCGUCAGUGUCGCUGUACCCGGGGUUCCUGAUGGUCGGAUAUGGAACACUCUUCACUAUGUUGCCAGUAUUCUCAUUGGUUUUAGACAAAGAUCUUCCAAGUUCGAUAGUCUUAAAGAACCCGCAACUGUACAAGCAGAUGACAAAAGGAAGGCAACUCUCCUACAAGACAUUCUAUAUAUGGACGGGGAUAUCGAUUUAUCAAGGUGGAGUUAUAAUGUACGGAGCGCUGGUGCUGUUCGAGGAGCAGCUGAUCCACAUAGUGGAGAUCAGCUACACGGCGCUCAUCCUCACCGAGCUGAUCAUGGUGGCGCUGACCGUGGUGACGUGGCACCGGCUCAUGGCGCUGGCGGAGCUGGUCAGCCUGCUCAUGUACACGGCCACGCUGCUCAUCUUCACCACCUACUUCGAUGCGGAUUUCAUAAGGCACUGGGACUUCUGGUGGAAGGUGACUGUCAUCACGGUCGUCUCCUGCUUCCCUCUCUACGUCGUCAAGUAUAUGCACCGCAAGUGGAGCAACCGACAGUACAAAAACAUUAAAACUAAAUAAUUUACUUCAAUGAGGUGAGUUUUCUGACAUAAGCGGAGCGGAGGCAGACAGACACAGGAGCGGAAAGAAACGUGAGCGGAGCGGAAUUGCUAAGAAGCGGAUAUUAAAAGAAUAUAACAAGGAUUUGUAUUGUCCAUGCAUAUAAUUAAAUUUGGUAGCCUUAUUUCUAUUUUCUAUUUUUUCAAGUGGUCUUAAAUUGUUCAUGAAAAUUUUUUGAGACGUGAUUACAUGAAAAUUUUAGUUUUUAAAUAUGAUUUUGACAAUACGAGCCAAAACGCCUGUCGGCCAUGACAGUCUAUAUUACAACAGUUUCAUGACGUCACUAUAGCGCGUUUGGACAAAAAUAUUAGUUAAAAAUUUGUUUGACGUUUAGUGUGUUAGUGACGUCACAAAACGGACGACAGCUUUUUUGACGUUUGGAAAAUUAAGAAAAUACGUGAUAUUUAAAUUAAGUUUUUUAAGAAAUCCUUAGCUUUUAUUAAUAGAUAUAUAUUUCGGACCUUCAUUUCAUGUACUACACGAAAUUAAUAUUGUUUAUUUUAAAUUUGAUAUGAGUCAACUACCCUAUGACAACCUUUAUUUAUAUAUUAAUAUUACUUCUAUAUAUAAACAAAUGAACUAAAAAGAGAGAAAUAUACAAUUGAUUUAGCAUUCCUAUGCGAUCUAAGUACGAGUAGAUAUCGAAUGAACUGUUUCCGUCAAGGUUAAAGUUAAUUAUCAUUUAACAUCAGAUAAAAUUACAAUCAAGUUAGCUUCAAUAUUAUAUAUCGCUAUGUGACUGCUCAGCUGAGUAGAAAAGCUCUUAAGAUUAUUACUGAUUUAGUCGUACGCACCUUCUAGAAUGAGCGAUGCCUCAUUAGUGCUUUGUGUCGUCGUUUCCUAUAUAUUUAAAAUGACAUGCCACAUUAAGCGUUGCCUCGUCGCACGUGACGUUUCAACAGAGCUUUAACUUGUUUUAUCUGUUACUAGCGGACUCCCGCGACUUUAUCCGGGUGGAUUUCAGCUUUUCACAAAUCCCGCGGGAACCAUGGAUGUUAUUAUACAUAAAUACCUUCCACUUCAAUCACUCUAUCUGUUAAAAAAACCAUAUCAAAAUCCAUUACGUAUUUUAAAGAUUUAAGCAUACAUAGGGACAGAGAAAGCGACUUUGUUUUAUACUAUGUAGUGGAGACUGACUUGCUCCGUGCUCUGUGACGUCGUACGUCGUCGCAACGGUGCUGUGUCAUAUAAUGCAUUGUUGCGUUGCGACGCCGCAACGCAACACACUAAUGAGGCAUCUCUUUAACUGACGAUAUUAAUAUAUUAGAAUUACAAUUGACUUCGCGUUGUAUCAGUGGUAUUAUAUUAUGAUAUAAGUCAGUGAUAACCUUAAAUGACAAAAAGGAUCAUUUUAAAAGUUUUAACAACAACGAUCCUAUUAUUAUAAAGUUAUGUUAUAAAAUCUAAACAAAUGAAAUAGCAUUUUGAAUAUCUAUUAAGUUUUGCACUUAGGAUAUUUAGUAAUAUUAGGUUACGUAAUAUAAAUUUAUUUUGUAAAACAUUAAAAUUACUUUUGUAAUUUUUGUUACAUCAUGUUGUUACAUCAUUUUGUUACAUAUGUGUAUUUUUUUUUCUUACAAAAAUGUUAUUUUUUUGGUUUACACAUUUUAAGAGACCUUCAUCACAAUACGUGCUGUGUCAAGGAUUAAUGUUUUUUUUAUUCCGACAAUAAUUCAGUGAAAUAUUCGCUGAAUUUAGUUUUGAAAACUAUUAUUUAAUUUAAAAUAAUGGUUUUCAAAACUAUUUUAAAAAAGAGCAGACGAUUUACAAAUACAAUUAACAUUAACGUUUUAAUGUUAAUUGUAUUUGUAUUUGUGAAAACAAAACACAUUUUGACUAUAAUAGUUAAUUUUUUUUAUAGGAUAUAUAAUAGGGUCUUAGUCCUUAAUGACUUUAAAAAAGAUUAUGAAACUACAGCUACACUAAUUUUUUCUGUCUUUUACUUUUACACUAUUAUUUUUAAAUACUAUAAUUUUUAAUGUAUUAAUAUAUUUUCUAGUUCUUAUGUUACCUUAUGAAAUUCACAAUAUUUUAUAUUAUAGUCUGGCAAGUUCGUUGAUAACACUUCCAUGAUAUGCGGGCGACGGGCGGAUAGACUGCGCGGGUGUGUAAUCGUGCGUGCGGGGAAGUGACGUGCAUCAGUCGUGAGUUUUUCAUUCAUCGCUACACGUCCCCCAGCCCGCGCGCAACAUCGGGAUUGUUACGAACGAAGUUGCCAAGCUAUAGGGACUUUUAUAAUGUCUCACACAAUGUGUUUAAUAACUUCACUUUAUUUAUAGUAUUUCUACACUAUAGUUCUAUUAAGACUUUUAUUAUUAUUAGCGAAUUCUUAGGUUGCACACAAUCACAUUUUAAUAUAAAAUGCUGUAUUCUCGUUAAUUCAUAAUAGUAUUCAAAAACGGUAUUUUUGAGAAAAUUGGGUUUUUAAGUGGAACCUUAAAUAGGCGCGUUAACAGGUUUUUAGUGGAAGGCAGCUUGUUUUAUUCAAUAACUAUUUUAGACAAUUAUUCAAUAAAAUAAAUAGUCUUUUAAUAAUCUAGACCAAAAAAUGCAAUAACACUUUCAGAAUGAGUUCAGUAAAAUAUAGAUUACACAAAAUUUUUAUUGUAACAAAAAAUUGUUACAAUCAUUUUGGGUCUUAACAUCCAAAUCAGUUUUUCAUAGAUAAAUAAUUAAUAUCUCUAUAUAAAUAAUAUAUCUUGUUAGACAUGAAAUUUAGUGCCUUCCAAACAUUAAAAUAGUUAGAUACGGUAAUUUUUAACCGACUUCCAAAAAGGAGGAGGUUCUACGUUCGGCUGUAUGUAUGUUUUUUUUUUUUUAUGUAUGUCCAGCGAUAAUUCCGUCAAUUAUGGACCGAUUUUGAAAAUUCUUUUUUUUAUUAGAAAUCUUUUCUUAUUUACGUUAAGUUUUAAUUUAUUGAAUUCUUCCAAGUGUCCUGCAAGAAAAACACGAAAUUAAACGACUAAUCUCUCAAUUAUUUUAUAUUAAUAUUUGAAGGGAUCUUACCAUAUCUAACGAUUUUAAUCAGGGUUACUUUAUUGUAUCAGUAUUUAUAAAAUUAUUGUGUGUGAAUUUUCAAUACUUAGGUCAUUAGGUGUAUACUUGUAUGCUUUAAAGUUAAAACAAAUGGUAUUGGUAAGUAUAACUUUAGUCGAGUAAUCGUGAACUAUAAAGUUACCUACCGCUACAUCAAAGCAAACAGCUAAGAAAAUACAGUGAAAUUUGCAAUUUUUUUGGACAGUAUAGAGAUCUGUUGUUUUUCUGCGGGUAAUUAUGUAUUUUUUAUGUUAAAUUCUAUUCUAAUAACUGCACAGGUGAGGUGUGAUUUUGACGGAUGGAUUAACUAUAUAUAGAUAUAUGGCACUAGCGCGUCCAUACUGAGGCGGACAAAUGUGGCUAAUUGUCUUAAUUUCAUUUAGCUUAUUAAACAACAAAAGUUAUUUAAAGAAAUUAUACCUAAUUAUUGUUUACAAUGUUCAGGAAAUGUAAAAUUUAUAAAUACUGUAGGAAAUUGUAGUCUGAGACGGAUAUGACGUCAGGUGGCGCAACUUGUUUCCGUAAAGAGUGGGGAGUUAGAGAGGGGUACCGAUCGGUCGGACCGAGCGGGAACUACUUGUGAUAUAAUGCGCUCGUCGUGCGGUCGGCCUCACUUUGCCAUUCUAGGGUCUUAUUUUGGUUAUACUUUGAUUUGUUAAUGAAGUUGUCCUAACAAAUAUUGUGGAUUAUCUUUGUUCGACAUUGGUUUCUUAUUAUUUGUAAACCACUUCUGAUUCUGCUAAAAAUACAUAAAUAUAUAGCGUAAGUAAACACAAAAUUGUGCAUGUGUGUAUGGAGUAGCUGAGUUUAGAUAACAUUUUGUAGGCACGUAACGUAUCUAUAGUAUAAAAUAUCGUUGACUAGCAUAAUGACUGUUCAAUUCAGGGAUAAUUUAAUUGCUAUCUAUAAUAUAAAAUAAAACUAACAGUGCUCAAGUUUUGCCGUGCUGCUUUGAUGGAGCGGUGUGGUAUAUCAGCGAUGUCCUUUAAAAAUACUCGACGUCCAGUUACCAUUCCAUAAAAUAGACAAAAAAUGUAAAUGAGGGAAACUUUAAACAAUUUAAAAUGUUUCAUAUUUGUAUUAAAAUAUAAUGAAUUAUUGUUAUGAUUAGAUAUUUAUGAAAACGUGUUGUAGUUUAUUAAUGUUGCAGAAAAUGGGAACUGAGAUUGAAAAUUAGAUAAGAGAUAGUAUUUUUAAUUUAAACUGUCACUCAUGAAGCUGAAUGGAAACUACUGUUAAAUAACAGUAGCUGCUUAUACACAAAAAAAGGAAAUGUAAGAAAAGAAUAACAGACUUCAAAACAACAAAAAUGCUCUAAAGCACGAAAAAUAAUAUUGUAUACUCGUAAUCUAUCUACCUACUGAUCGUUAGAAAGAAAACUGUGCUAAGCCUAGUAGUGCUAAUUUAAUAUUUUUAAAUUCAGAAUAAAUUUUCCAAAAAUAUCUAAAUUCAAACGACCGUAUACGCGCAAAAAUUACUCUAUAGUCUGUAAUGACCCUUAGAAUGAAAACAUACGAAUAUCUUUGUGGUGUAGUGCAGGUGGUGAUAAUGAUAUAAUAUAUAGUAAGUAUUUUUGUUAGUUUGAAUAUUUCAAAACUGCAGACCGUAAUUUCAAUAGAUAUUCCGUUGUUGUAUGAGUAGGUGUAAUAUGUAAAUUCAAUUAAUAUUCGGUACUUUAAUAAAUACGACACUCCAGGACGAUCUUACAAUAGCAAUUUUUUUGUUUAUGAAGUCCGUUGAUUUCUUUUUUUUUUUCAAGUUUUAGUCAUAUAUAGAAAACUGUACUUCUUGUGAAGCCAUUAGAGUUAAUGGUCUUUUGACGGGUUGCAAUUGCAAAUGGUUGGUGUGUUCCCAGUCCCAAUAGAUAAAUGUCAUUUAGAUCCUCAAUUCCUAUGGACCAAUGGCCCACCGAAACCCCAUUUUGUUCCCGUGUUUGCUUAAUAUAUUUAUCAUACUUAGACGUAAAAUAAAAUGAUACUGUGAUUCCAAUUAUUCGAUUAGCUAGAUGCGUAUUUACCUUUAUUAUAUAAGGACAAUUAAUUCCAUAAGAUUAGGGUACGGAGCCUUUACACACUGCGAAUUUUCGACGCGCGUUUUAAAGCGCGACAGAUGCAAACCGCGACGCAGACGCGUUACGACCACAUUAUAUAUAGCAAAUUACUAGCAGACGCCGCGCGGUUUUACACACGCUCUCAUCCCCACAGGAAUACGGGGAUAAAGUACGUAUAGCCUAUUAGCACUCGGAGAUAUAGCCUGUAGCUUCCCAAGAGUGAAAUAUUUUUUUCAAAUCACUUCAGUAGUGUCAGCCUAUUCAAUACAAAUAAACAAACAAAUCUUUCCUCUUUAAAAUACUAGUAGGUAUAGAUAAUGCAUUUAUAGCCAUGCCAUACAAGUAAAUAACCUCUAAAUAAAACUGACAUAAAUAAGUAGUUAAGGUUUAGCCGAAACAGAGAAAUAUAAAUAUUCCCAUGUUCGGAAAAAAGGAACUAAUUUCUUCUACUAGCUAAUUGGAAACUAACGCGACGUGUGUAAAGGCUCUUAAAAAUAUGAUUUGAUAACUUUUAACAAGGUACAAAGUGUGUGUUUUGUGAUAUGCAUAUUUAUUUUCAUAGUUUAUAAAUUUGUUAGAGAUUUUAAUUUAUGAUUUACGUAAUAUUGAUGUUCCAUUAUUUUGUGUUACUCACAGUUGACAAAUUUAUGUAGGACACCUGUACCUCUAUUUAUAAAAUAAAAAAUAUAUCAAAGAUAA
Molecule: messenger RNA, 9118 nt
Organism: Bicyclus anynana (squinting bush brown)
Lineage: Eukaryota; Metazoa; Arthropoda; Insecta; Lepidoptera; Nymphalidae
Product: probable phospholipid-transporting ATPase IIB
Exons: 19
Coding region: 121-3294 (1057 amino acids)
Biological process (GO): phospholipid translocation; endocytosis; retrograde vesicle-mediated transport, Golgi to endoplasmic reticulum
Cellular component (GO): endosome; trans-Golgi network; plasma membrane
Molecular function (GO): ATPase-coupled intramembrane lipid carrier activity; ATP binding; magnesium ion binding
Source: RefSeq, a predicted model, not a curated record